Molecule: messenger RNA, 1013 nt
Organism: Hemicordylus capensis (graceful crag lizard)
Lineage: Eukaryota; Metazoa; Chordata; Lepidosauria; Squamata; Cordylidae
Product: C-reactive protein-like
Exons: 2
Coding region: 98-829 (243 amino acids)
Biological process (GO): innate immune response
Molecular function (GO): complement component C1q complex binding
Source: RefSeq, a predicted model, not a curated record
UGCCAGCAGUGUGGACCAGUUUCAAGCAAGGAGGAGGAAGGCGCCUCCAAGCAGGUCCAGGAUCUCCCCUGUCCGGUGUCUUCUGCAGCUCGCCAGCAUGGAGCUCUGUCCUUUGGCCUUCCUCGUCCUAACUGGCCUGCUGGGGUCCCUUGCCAAAGAAGAUCUUGAAAGAAAGGCCCUGGUUUUCCCAGCAGCGACCGAUACGGCCCACGUGCUCCUGAAGCUCACGCCGCCGCUGCCGCCGCCUUUGACCUGCUAUACCGUGUGCAUGAGAUUCGUGUCGGACCUGACCCGCACCUAUGCCCUUUUCUCUUACGCCACCAAGGCCCACGACAACGAAAUCCUAAUCCACCACGACGCGCCUCAUAUCUACAGCCUCUUUAUGCGGGGUGGGGUUGUCACCUUUAAUGUCACCGAAAAGCAGGCCUCUCCGACGGGCUGGGAGCAUGUGUGUGUCAGCUGGGAGGCCUCCUCCGGUUUAGUGGCGUUUUGGUGGAACAGGCAACCGUUGCCACGAAAGACACUCAUGAAAGGCCAGACCAUCAGCACGGAGGCCUCGAUCCUCCUGGGGCAGGAGCAAGAUGCCUUUGGGGGCGGCUUCAAUAUCAACCAGUCCUUUGUGGGCGAGAUGGAAGACGUGAACAUGUGGGUUAGGGUACUGUCCCCCACGGAGGUGUGCCAGGCCUGGGAUAGACGCCCUGUUCCCGACCCCCUCAUUAACUGGAGAGCGUUAGAUUAUGAGAUCAAGGGCAAGGUCAUAGUUGCCCCGUCCUUGGCUCCUGCCUGCCGAACCAAAUACAGUCUGCAAAGUACAUGCCCGUGUCCUUAGAAAGGGGACGGGGUUUGGGUUUUUUUUGCCUCUAACAAGCAUGCUUAAAGCUCCUGUCUGGUGGCACAGAUUGCUAUGCUGAUCUCAGAGCUCCCUGCCUAAGAAGGGGGUUCCAUUCAACUUGUAAACCUGCGUCCUCCUCUUAGAUCAAUGUUCUUCCAAUAAAAGCUUUUCUUGCACCUGC